ACCACAGGGACUGCGCCAUAGAAGCCGAAACCAUCCCCUAGACCAUCCGCCCGUCGCGCGUGUCCCAGCAGAGCCGCCCAGGCGCGCCGCCCUCGCUGCCGCUGUCGCUGUGAAGCUUCCAUUUCCAGCCACCAUGGCUCCGGCCGCGGCACCCGCCGGUGGCGGAGGGGGAGGGAAUAUCAAGGUGGUGGUCAGGUGCCGUCCGUUCAACGGCAGAGAACACGACCGCGGCGCGAAACGAAUCGUGGAAAUGCGAGGGAACCAGACCGUCCUGACCCCGUCGGCCGAUGCUGGCGGCAAGGGAGGCAACAACAAGGACCACGGCCAGAAGGUCUUUGCGUUCGACAAGUCGUACUGGUCCUUCGACAAGAACGCGCCCAACUAUGCGGGCCAGGACCAUCUGUUCCAGGACCUGGGGAAGCCGCUGCUGGACAAUGCCUUCCAGGGGUACAACAACUGCAUCUUUGCCUAUGGCCAGACGGGGUCCGGAAAAUCCUACUCGAUGAUGGGCUACGGCAAGGACGCGGGCAUCAUCCCGAUGAUUUGCCAGGACAUGUUCAGGAGGAUCGUGGAGAUGCAGCAGGACAAGAACCUGCGGCUCACCGUCGAGGUGUCGUAUCUCGAAAUCUACAACGAGCGGGUGCGCGAUCUUCUGAACCCGGCGAACAAGGGCAACCUCAAAGUCCGCGAGCAUCCGUCCACGGGGCCGUAUGUCGAGGACCUGGCGAAGCUGGUGGUGGGGAGCUUCCAGGAGAUCGAGCACCUCAUGGACGAGGGCAACAAGGCGCGAACGGUGGCCGCGACCAACAUGAACGAGACGUCGAGUCGCAGCCACGCCGUGUUCACGCUCAUGCUGACCCAGAAGCGCUUCGACCCGGAAACCAAGAUGGGGAUGGAGAAGGCGGCCAAGAUCAGCCUCGUCGAUCUCGCGGGCUCGGAAAGAGCGACUUCCACCGGCGCAACAGGCGCACGACUGAAAGAAGGCGCCGAAAUCAACCGCUCGCUCUCCACCCUCGGCCGCGUCAUCGCCGCGCUGGCGGACCUCUCGACCGGCAAGAAAAAGAAGGGCGCGGCGGGCCAGGUCCCGUACCGAGACAGUGUUCUCACCUGGCUGCUGAAAGACUCGCUCGGCGGGAACAGCAUGACGGCCAUGAUCGCGGCCAUCAGCCCGGCCGACAUCAACUACGACGAGACGCUCAGCACGCUGCGGUACGCCGACUCGGCAAAACGCAUCAAGAACCACGCCGUCGUCAACGAAGACGCCAACGCGCGCAUGAUCCGCGAGCUGAAGGAAGAGCUGGCGGUGCUCCGGAGCAAACUGGGCGGCGGAGGCGGCGCGGGCGGCGCGGCAGUCCCGAUGGAGGAGGUGUACGCCGAGGGCACGCCGCUGGAGCAGCAGAUCGUCAGCAUCACGCAGGCGGAUGGGACGGUGAAGAAGGUUUCCAAGGCGGAGAUCGCGGAGCAGCUCAACCAGAGCGAGAAGCUGCUGCAGGACCUCAACCAGACCUGGGAGCAAAAGCUGACCAAAACGGAGGAGAUCCACAAGGAGCGCGAGGCUGCGCUCGAGGAGCUGGGCAUCAGCAUCGAGAAGGGUUUUAUCGGCAUGUCGACGCCCAAGAAAAUGCCUCAUCUGGUCAAUCUCUCCGACGACCCGCUUCUGGCCGAGUGCCUGGUCUACAAUCUGAAACCGGGCGUUACGACGGUCGGCAACGUCGAGUCGAACGCCGACCACCAGGCCAAUAUCCGUCUGAACGGGUCCCGGAUCCUGCACGAACACUGCACCUUUGAGAACGGCGCCGACGGGACGGUGACGGUCACGCCGCGGGAAGAAGCGGCCGUCAUGGUGAAUGGAAAGCGAGUGGCGGAGCCCACACGACUGCACUCGGGAUACCGCAUCAUCCUCGGCGACUUCCACAUCUUCCGCUUCAACCACCCCAUGGAAGCACGCGCCGAGCGGGCCGAGCGGGCCGAGCAGAGUCUCCUGCGGCAGUCGGUCACGGCGAGCCAGCUGCAUGCGCUGGACAAGACAUCGCCGUUCCCGAGCCCGAGCCCGCGGCCGGGCCAUGAACGGAGCCUGAGCGCCGCCGUCUCGGACUAUACCGACAGUCGGCCGGACUCGCCGUCGCCGUCGCCGUCGCCGUUCCACCGCAAUGCGAAGGAGUCCGACUGGUCGUUUGCGCGCCGGGAGGCCGCGCCCGCCAUCCUCGGCACAGACCAGAACUUUGCCAAGCUGACGGACGAGGAACUGAAUGCGCUGUUCGAGGAUGUCCAGAGGGCGCGCGCCGAGCGGGUGAACGGCCGCGACGGCGACGGCGACGGCGACGGCGACGACGACCUGGAGUCGAUGGCCUCGUAUCCGAUUAGGGAGAAGUACAUGUCCACGGGCACCAUCGACAACUUCUCGCUCGACACCGUCCUGACGAUGCCGUCGACUCCCAAACAGGGCGAGACCGAGGACAGGCUGCGCGAGAUGCGCGACGAGCUGCAGGUGCAGCUGGAGAAGCAGAAGGACGAGUACCAGGACCAGCUCAAGAGCGCCGAGGCGGCAAACGUCGAGGUCGAGGAAAUCCGGAAGGAAAAGGCCAGGAUGGAGGAGACGCUGGCCCAGCUCAAGGCCGACAUGCAGCGGCAGCUCGAGGUGCAGCGGCGCGAGUUCGAGGCCAAGAUCGAGAAGCUCGACCCGCUCAAGCGGCCCAAGGCCAAGCCGAGGCUGGAGAAGGACGAGAUUGAGCGCGCGCGGGGAGUGGUGAAGCACUGGCGGGGCCGGCACUACGUGCGGAUGGCCGAGGCGGUCCUGCAGCACGCCGCCACGCUGAAGGAGGCCCAGAUCAUGAGCCACGAGCUGGACGAGCACGUCGUCUUCCAGUUCACCGUGGUGGACGUCGGCCACCUGCUGUGCUCGUCGUACGACAUGGUGCUCAACGGGCUGAGCGGCGAGGGCGACGACAUUGCGCUCGAGGAGGCGCCCAAGCCGUGCAUCGGCGUCCGCGUCAUCGACUACCGGCACGGCGUUGCCCACCGGUGGAGCAUCGAGAAGCUCCACGACCGGGUCCGGCAGAUGCGGCAGAUGUACCAGUACCUGGACCAGCCCGAGUACGCCCAGCACCUGAGCAUCGACAACCCGUUUGUCGAGACCUGCAUGCCGCAGUACACGCUGGUCGGGGAGGUCGACGUGCCGCUCCAGGCCGUCUUCGAGAGCCGCGUGCAGGACUUUACGCUCGACGUCUUCUCGCCACACACGUCGCACGCGAUCGGCAUCGUCAAGCUUGCGCUGGAGCCGUCCAGCGCGCGGGCGCCGUCCAACACGCUCAAGUUCAACAUCGUCAUGCACGAGAUGGUCGGGUUCGCGGAGCGGGAGGGCACCGACGUGCACGCGCAGCUCUUCAUCGCGGGCAUCUCCGAGGACGGCAUCACCACGACGCAGAUGAUCCGGGACUUUGACGAGGGCCCGAUCCGGUUCGAGAGCGUCCAUAGCAUGAGCGUCCCGCUGUUCGCGCCGCCGCAGACGACGCUGCGCGUGGCCGUCUUCGCGCGGGUGUCGGCCAUGCAUCUGGACAAGCUCCUCAGCUGGGACGACAUGCGCGACGCCGUCCCCGCCUCGCAGGGCCGGCCGGCGGGGGCGCGGAUCAGCGAGUCGCACUUCUUCACCGAGGAGCGGCACGACCUGCUCGCGCGCGUGCAGAUCCUCGAGAUGAGCGAGGAGGGCGAGUACGUGCCCGUCGAGGUCACGCAGACGAGCGAGCUCGACGGCGGCACGUUCCAGCUGCACCAGGGCCUGCAGCGGCGCAUCGCCAUCAGCCUGACGCACAGCUCGGGCGACGCGCUGCCGUGGGACGACGUCGCGGCGGUGCGCGCCGGCAGGAUCCAGCUCCUGGACAGCGCCGGCAAGUCGCCCGACAUGGGCUCGGCCAGCCCCGAGCUGCCCCUGAAGCUGGCGGGCGCGCCCGUGUUCCGGACCAACGCCAACGGGACGCGCAGCCUCGCCGUGAGCGCGCAGUGGGACUCGAGCCUGCACAACUCGCUGCUGCUCGACCGCGUCACGGCGGCGGACAAGUACCGCGUGCAGAUGACGGUCGCGUGGGAGGUCAGCUCCGCGAAGCUUGCGGAGCCCAUGACGCUGUCGAUGAAUGUCUGCUGCCAGAUCGUGUCGCGGUCCUUUGUCCGGCAGACGUCCAUGUUCUCGGCGCUGUGGCAGCCCGUCCGCAUCGUGCACUCGGCCACGGCCAUCUUUACGCUGCAGAUGCGGCCCGCGCCCAUCAAGCGGGUGGGCGACCUGUGGCGCAUGAACAGCCAGCACGACUACGUCAAGGGCGAGGAGAACCUGACGGCCUGGACCCCGCGCGGCGUGUCGCUGGUGGCGGACUAUAUCAGCUCGCGCAAGCGGCGCCACAUGAUGUCGGACAAGGCCGCCGUCCAGGCGUCUCUCCGGAAGAUGGGCUUCCGUGACCCCCGGGACGAGGCCGGCGAUGCGGCCGAAGACGAGGAGCCUGACCUGCCGCCCCCGUCGCUCGCCUCCGACACCGACUCCAUCGCCGAGCUCCUCAAAGACGACGACGUGCCGGAGGGAGUCGAGCAGCCCUCCUCCCCUCCACUCACCGAGCCAUCUCCCACCGAACCUCCCCCAACCACCGAACCCGCAACCCGUCCCGCCGACGAAGCCCAGACCGCCCUCCUCACCCGCGCCCUGUCCCUCUGGACCCGCUACCCCGACCCCACGCUCGCCCUCCUCUCGCCGCUCAACACCGCCACCCCCGACCUACCCCCUUCCCCCCCAGGCACAACAACAACAACCACCAGCGCGUCAACCACCGCGCCCGCCUUCAUCGCCACCGUCAUACGCGUGCCCAAGAACCCGGCCGUGCUCAAGGGCGGCUACCUGCUCGUGCCCAACAGCGAGUCGACGCGGUGGGUCAAGCGCUUCGUCGAGCUGCGCCGCCCGUACCUGCAUGUCUAUGGCGCGGGCGGCGGCAGCGGUGGCAGCGGCGGCAGCGGCGGUAGCGGUAGCGGUAGCGGCAACGGCCACGGCCAGGGGGAGGAGGUGGCCGUGUGUGGGCUGCGGAACGCGCGCGUCGAGGGCCAGCCGGGGAUCCUGGGGCUGUUGAAUGUGGCGCAGCAUUGCGAGUAUGGGUAUCGUGAGGGGGAUGGGGGUGGGGGGAUGGCUGUGACGGCGGCGGGGGGGACCGGGAGGUUGAUUGCGUCGCUUUGGCCGGGCAGUGGUGGUGGUGGUGGUGGUGUGAAUGGGAAUGGGAAUGGGCAUGCGAAUGCCAAUGGAGAUGGGCCGGGGCAGAGGGGCGGCGGCAUCAGCAGGCUCAGCGAGCGGCUGCAGGCGGGCGUGUUUGCCGUCUACGGGACCGACAACACGUGGCUGUUUGCGGCGCGCAACGAGCGGGAGAAGAUGGACUGGAUUGCCAAGAUCGACCAGAGCGCCGCCGCGGGGAGCGGCAGCGUGAGUGUCGCCGGGAGUGGCGCGGCCAGCCCGAGUCUCCGGGGCCGGGCCGGGUGGUAGUCCCGCGUCCGGGAGUCUGGCGGACGAGGACCCCGGGAUGGAUGCAUAGACGGGAGACAAGAACAGUUGCCAUUUAGGGAUACCCAGGGGAUAUUUUCUCUUUUUUUUUUUGAUGUACUUUGGUCCAGCGAG
Molecule: messenger RNA, 5638 nt
Organism: Trichocladium antarcticum
Lineage: Eukaryota; Fungi; Ascomycota; Sordariomycetes; Sordariales; Chaetomiaceae
Source: the annotation of a GenBank genome assembly